UAUAUCUCCCCAAACAAGAGGAUAGUAUCCAAUCUUAUGGCACACAUACUUAAAGUCGCUUCAAUAUCUCGGCGAAAAUGGUGCCCAAUGCCGGCGUUGAGACGGCCGAUGCGACCGAACAGUCGAGAUCUACGAGGCAGAAAAACCUCGCUGGUGAAAGAAAAAGCCGAAAGAAACGCGUGCGGUUGAGUUGCAUAGAAUGUCGGAAGAAGAAACUGUCCUGUGACCGGAACCUACCCUGUCAGAGAUGUGUAAGGACGGGAAGGUCAACCCAAUGUUCGUACGAGACAGAACAGCCCUCUUCGUUUAACUUUCCAGCUCUACGGCAAGAAAAGCAGAUCCAAGGCCUACAGGAUCAGGUUGCUGAAUUGAAAGCAUUACUUUCAAAGGUACUCCCAACGGGUGAGGCUGAUUGUGUGGUGCAAUCUCCCUGUGUGGUAGGUGACCAUGCUAAAUCCGAUGGCCCAAUACCACCGGAUGAAAGAUCCCGGGAUCUUGAAAGCUUGACUAGUAAAGCUUGCGACGGUGAUGGUGCUCAACCAAACCCAGCAUCAUUGUCAAGGAGUCAGUCUGACCAUGAUACAACUCGCGUCAACAAUACCGAGCUUUGUGAUCCGAAAGAGAGACGCCCGCAGGGGUAUUAUGGCCGACAUAAUUUAUUUCAAUUCUUCGGCGAGAUUCGUGAACUCUUCCCCUUUAUUAAGGAGACGGCUAACGAAUGGUUCAAACCACUUGGUGUUAGUCUUACAAGGGAGAAAUCCAUUAAAAAUGGCUUUAGUGUGGAUUAUUCGCCCCGAAAAGGGGUAAAUAUGGAGGGUCUCCUCCCUCCCAAGGAGGACACCGAUGCUCUAGUUUCUUUCUACCUGGAUGGUAUGGAGCAAAUCCAUCGUAUAAUUCAUAUACCCACAUUCAAGAGAGAAUAUGCCAAUUUUUGGCUACCCCAGCGGCCUCGGUAUCCUGCCAUGACGGCCCUCAUCUUGGCGAUGAUAUCUAUACCGACCUGUGCUACUACUCGCUCGGCCGAGGCUACAUGCAUACCAGCAAAAUAUCGUGCUAUGUGCGCGCGAUGGAUUUAUUCAUGCGAAGAGUGGUUGAAGCAACAGGGCCCAAAGCACCGCAAAAUUGUCCACUACCAGAUAUCCUGUUUAGUCUAUCUCGCUAAGCGUGUAGCUAUGAUCGGCAAAAAAAGGUGGUGGAAGGAGACCAGCUCUCUGGUCCAGGAUGCGAUUAUGGAUGGAUUGCAUUGCGAUCUAUCUUCGAGCAUCGGCACACCUUACAUGCGAGAGAUGAAAAGACGAAUAUGGACUGUCCUUAGAGAAUUAGAUCUGCAGAAUUCGUUCGAGUACGGCCUCCCUACCCUGCUUCAUAACAUUAAUUCUGAUACCUCUCCCCCUAUGAAUCUUGACGAUGACGACUUCGGCGAAGCAUCGGAGGAAAUCCCCACACCAAAGCCACUUGAUGUUUAUACUUUUACGUCCUAUCAAGUUCAUAGCGCUCGCAGCUGGGCUUUGCGUCUUGAAAUAUCCCAACGUUUAUUUAGUGGAAGGUUAUCUACAGACCUUAGCUAUGACGAGGUACUACGAUACACUCAUGAAAUCACGCAGGCAAUAGAGGCUAUUCCCUCCUGGGACAAAGAAGAUGCGACACCCCGAGACGAUUCUAAGUUGUCAAUCGUUGCGAAUGCCUUCUGCCUUUUUCAGCUGAAAGAAUGUGUUCUUGCCCUUCACCGACCUUAUCUACACAAAAAUGAUGGUAGAUACUGGCUCUCGGAAACUAUAUGUUAUCACACGUCGCGAGAUAUCCUUCUCCUGAAUAGCCGCCUAGCGGAGUUGGGCUAUCAAAGUCUCACAACAGUCAGGGAUGACGUAUUGCUCGCUUCGUUGAGUCUGGUUCGUAUUGUUAUGCUCCAGCCUAAGCUAUCAAAUAACAUUAUCGUGACAGACUCCCAAGCUAUAAUUGACCUCCUCGAGCAGUGUGUCCCCUUAAUGGAGGACAGACAUCUGCGCUGCUGUUAUAGCGAGCUUUGGUGCUUUAUUACAAUGCACGCGGCGCUUAUGCUAUUAAAAAUACAUCUAGAACAGGAAUCCCACCAAACGGCUAAGGCUGCCUGCGCACGAAGGUUCUUAGACCUACAUUAUAAGCAAAUGGAAAGACAGAGGAUAUCCGUCCCCAAUCAGCAAUAUCUAACUCCCCCGGACCUUUCGACCCAUAUCGACGCCGACACUUACCAAUUAACCGCUCCCGAGGCGCCGGAUUUCCUAGCGUCAGGAUGGUUAGAUGACAAUUUCCCAGAACUCGGCGCCCACUCGUUCAACCUUGACGACAUGAAUAGUACAUGGGAAAUCUGGGAACCACUGUAAGAUGUAGGCUACUAGAUGAACGGAGAAACUAUAAUCGCCAGUAGCACGGGCGGCCCAAACCAAUGUAUGACUAUAACUACGCUAUGAACUAUACUAAAUCUAGCUAUAGCUUUUCUAGUAAGGGGUAUGUAGCUAGGUAGUUACACUAUUCCAACCGUGAC
Molecule: messenger RNA, 2521 nt
Organism: Daldinia vernicosa
Lineage: Eukaryota; Fungi; Ascomycota; Sordariomycetes; Xylariales; Hypoxylaceae
Exons: 6
Coding region: 78-2360 (760 amino acids)
Biological process (GO): regulation of transcription by RNA polymerase II; DNA-templated transcription
Cellular component (GO): nucleus
Molecular function (GO): zinc ion binding; RNA polymerase II cis-regulatory region sequence-specific DNA binding; DNA-binding transcription activator activity, RNA polymerase II-specific
Source: RefSeq, a predicted model, not a curated record